AUGGAAUCCAGUAGUUAUAUACUCAAACUUCAGCUAAUAACAUUAUUUGAUUCUAUCAGCUUUGGACUGAUUUAUCCAUUCCUUCCCCCUUAUUUGCUAGUACUUGGUGGCAAUAAUGUGACUGCAGGAUAUCUAGCAGUCCUAACUCUAAUAUGUCAACUAUUAUCAUGGAAUAUUGCAAAAGAUAUUGUCAGCUACCAAGGCAAAAAGACUGCACUGUUGACUAUGUUCAGUUUUAGUAUAGUGUCUCAUCUUCUACUUAUUUUGACUGGUAGUUGUUGGUUCACAAUUUUUGGUAGAUGCAUUUUUGCUUUAACCAAUCAGUCAAAUGAAGUAGUAAAGGAGUUGUACAUCAAAAAGAUAACCAAAGAAGAAACAGAAUUCCAGUUGUUGAUUUAUAAUGUUCUGAGUUCUGCUGGCUACAUAAUUGGUCCAGUGGUGAGUGGAUGUUUCUUUGAUACUGGAUUUCCCUUGAUUUGUGUCCUAGCAGCAGUUCUUACCCUCAUCAAUGCAUGUCUUGUUUUGGCAAUUCCUACAGAACAAGAUGACUUGCCAAGUGAAGGUCCUGAAAAAACUUUAUCAGAAAGAACCAUUGGCUACAUUUGGAAAGCUGCAGACUUGACCAAAAAAUCAGAUUACAAACAGAACUGGGACAUUCUAGCCUUGAAGUUCUUGUACACUGCAAGUUUUGCAAUAUUUUUCACCAAAUUCCCAAUGAUUCUGAAAACAAAUUAUCAGUCAGACUCUGUCACUAUAGGGUGUACUACUGCUUACAUCAACAUAGCAAUGUUCAUAGCAACUUAUGUCACAAAAAAUAUGCAAGAAAAGCUGAGCAGUAUCCCUGCAAUAAUUUUAUGUCAACAGGCACUAGUUGUGCUAUUUUUCUCCAUGCUGAUAGCCUGUUAUUCCCCAAUGUAUCCACUAUUUGCACUUUCAGUCAUACCUAUCACAUUUGGAAGAAGUUACAUUACCACUUCUUGGAGAAAAGUCUAUUCAGAGAGAAAUAAUGAGUUUUUGGAUCAUGUUAAUGACUAUGUGGGGAUACUUGUAGGAUUAACUAUUCCUAUUUUGUUUGGAAUUGUUUGUGAUAUGAUAAAAUUCAAUGCUGUGGUACUGUUCUCAAUAUUACCAGUACUGUUGGCAUUGUAUAUACUCAAUAAAUAUACAUGUGAUUUUGAAGAAUUGGAGGGAAUUGACAAGUCCAAAGAUGACUAG
Phaedon cochleariae (mustard beetle) is the source of this 1215-nucleotide messenger RNA. Lineage: Eukaryota; Metazoa; Arthropoda; Insecta; Coleoptera; Chrysomelidae. The record is from the annotation of a GenBank genome assembly.